GGAGCGUGGCUUCCAUUCGCCCCAUCCACCUCGCUGUCUUCUUCUUCUUCAGUUCCGCCUUCCCAUCCCCGCCUGAUCGGAGUCUCAGCCGCGGCAGCCAUGGCGAAGACCUACCCCGUCGUCAGCGCCGAGUACCAGGAGGCCGUCGAGAAGGCCAGGCAGAAGCUCCGCGCCCUCAUCGCCGAGAAGAAUUGCUCCCCGCUCAUGCUCCGCCUCGCGUGGCACUCGGCCGGGACCUUCGACGUGUCGUCCAAGACAGGCGGCCCGUUCGGGACGAUGAAGAAGCCGGCGGAGCAGGCGCACGCCGCCAACGCGGGCCUGGACAUCGCCGUGCGGAUGCUCGAGCCCAUCAAGGAGGAGAUCCCCACCAUCUCCUACGCCGAUCUCUACCAGCUUGCGGGAGUUGUCGCCGUGGAGGUCUCCGGUGGGCCCGUGAUCCCCUUCCACCCAGGGAGGGAGGACAAGCCUCAGCCCCCACCUGAGGGUCGCCUCCCUGAUGCUACCAAGGGUUCUGACCACCUAAGGCAAGUCUUUGGCAAGCAGAUGGGCUUGAGUGAUCAGGAUAUUGUUGCCCUCUCUGGUGGCCACACCCUGGGAAGGUGCCACAAGGAGAGGUCUGGCUUUGAGGGACCCUGGACAAGGAACCCUUUGAAGUUUGACAACUCUUACUUCACGGAGCUUCUGAGUGGUGAUAAAGAGGGACUUCUUCAGCUUCCAAGUGACAAAACCCUGCUGACUGACCCUGUCUUCCGCCCUCUUGUGGAGAAAUAUGCUGCGGAUGAGAAGGCUUUCUUUGAGGACUACAAGGAGGCACACCUCAGGCUCUCCGAACUGGGGUACGCCGAAGCGUAAGAGGUGUCUACUACUGCUGCUACUAUGUGCGACCAGGGUGAUCUUGUUCUGCUUCUAGACUAGGGGUCAGUGUGAACCAGCAGACUUUUAAGUAAUCAUCUCUGUAAUAAUGUCCGUUGGCUUGAGGCCAUACCUUGUACGCUGUCAGUGGUUUGGUGUGCCGUUGCACUCGGAUCUAUCGUAUGAAAUGCAGCAGUGACUUAUCAUGGUA
Messenger RNA from Triticum urartu, 1063 nucleotides. RefSeq names its product L-ascorbate peroxidase 1, cytosolic. The record is from RefSeq and is a predicted model, not a curated record. Gene Ontology annotation, cellular component: chloroplast. NCBI's taxonomy places the organism in Eukaryota, Viridiplantae, Streptophyta, Magnoliopsida, Poales, Poaceae. Gene Ontology annotation, molecular function: peroxidase activity; heme binding. Gene Ontology annotation, biological process: hydrogen peroxide catabolic process; cellular response to oxidative stress; response to reactive oxygen species.